Messenger RNA from Linum tenue, 1960 nucleotides. Lineage: Eukaryota; Viridiplantae; Streptophyta; Magnoliopsida; Malpighiales; Linaceae. The record is from the annotation of a GenBank genome assembly.
UUUCAUGGAACUUAGCUGGUAAUGGCAUCAGUAGGAAGUAGGACUGAAGGAGUAAAUGCAGCUUGUCUAUGGCUCUUUUGGGGAGUGACAGAAAAUAGCAAAACCACAAAUUAAAACACUGCUCUGUCCUUUCUUUCCGGACUCUCUCUCUCUCUCUCUCUCUCUCUCUCUUUGGUUUAUUUUAUACACCACGCCAUUAACGCCUGCCACUUCUUCCUUCUUCUUCUCCUCCUACUCCUACACCAGAAGAGUGAAUCCAUUGAAAUCGAGACGGUGGAGAUUGGUUUAGAGGGAGGGAAAUCCGAUACCCGACGGGCGAGAAUAAGAAGUGAAAGGGAAGAAAGAAUGGUGGGACCGUCCAGGCCGCAGUUCGUUCUCUUCGGCUCCUCCAUCGUUCAGCUCAGCUUCGGCAAUGGCGGUUGGGGUUCCUCUCUCUCCGAAAUCUACUCGCGCAGGCUCGCUGGAGUCUUCAAUCAUCGCAGGCUUCCCUAGGGAAUUUUCAUCUGUUUAUUAAUUCAAGACCGAUACUGCAUCGGCAUAACGGUUUAGUUGUUUUCCCCUUCCCUCUUCUCCGUACAUUUAGCUCUGAAACGAGUCCUUUUCUUAGGAGUUGCUGUAUGAAAGGUAAUGGAAAUCUUGAGCCCCCAUAGCAGUUGGAGCAUCCCAGAUUUGUUUGGUGAUUAUUGAAAGUUUGUUUUAGUGCUAUCUGUUGCUGUGAGGAAAGGAACAAGAUUGAAACCUGAUAAAAACAUCAUUCACUGCUUAGUUUCUGCAGUUGGGCGAUUGUUUGUGCCUUUUGGCCUCACUUUGGAGUGUGAAAAUGGUUUUGCAAUUUGCAGGCAGAUGUGAUCUUACGAGGGUACUACGGAUGGAACUCGCGUCGUGCUGUUCGGGUGCUCGAUGACAUUUUCCCAAAGGAUGCUAGUGUGCAGCCAUCUUUAGUAAUUGUGUAUUUUGGUGGGAACGAUUCAAUGGGUCCACACUCUUCUGGGUUAGGCCCUCAUGUUCCACUUCCUGAGUAUGUAGAAAACAUGAAGAAGAUCGCACUUCAUCUCAAGAGCCUUUCAAAGACGCUACGCAUAAUUUUUCUCAGCUGUCCUCCAGUUGAUGAGGUUAGAGUUCGUUCCAACGCAAGUGCAUACUUCAGCGAGCUGGUUAGGACAAAUGAACUCUGCAAAAAGUACUCGGAUGCAUGUAUAACGCUGUGCAAGGAACUGGACAUAAAGGUUGUUGAUCUUUACUCUGCACUUCAAACGAUAAGCGACUGGGAGACUGCAUGCUUCACAGGGAUGGGAUUCACUUAUCCGCAGAAGGAAGCAAAAUAGUGGUGAAGGAGAUACUGAAGGUGCUGAGAGAAGCAACAGAUUGGAGCCCCUCUUUGCACUGGAAAUCCAUGCCAGUUGAAUUCGCAGAGGAUUCUCCAUACGAUCUCGUAGCUGCCGAUGGGAAAAGGACUCUAAAUCCGUCGACUUGGAACUUCCACUGGGAGAGUCAAUGGGACUAAAACUAGAGAGGCAGGCAGGCUCAAGUAUUAGAUGCAGAAAAAAUGGGAUUGAUUGCCGAUGCAGAUGAAAAACUCAACUUCUUCUGCAAAGGGAUCAGCAGAACUGGAGUCGAUUUGUACAGCAGCAGCAUCAUCAUCCACUUUGUAGAGGGUCAAAGAAAGGCAAACUGAGUCAGUUCUGAUUAAUAUGGUCUAGUCUCUUAAAUAGGAAUGCUUUAGUAGGAUUGGGUUGUUGGGAAUGUUGGUGAAAACCGAUAGUUUGCAGUUUUCUCCAUUAAAAUUAGCCGUUUCGUUAAGUAAUCACAUAAAGGGAAUUUGAUAGUUUAGUUUCUUCUUCAUUAGGUAUCGUGUAAGAGUUACUAAGAUGUCCCAAAAUAAAGGUUUAAAUGGUGUUUAUCAGUUUAUGCCUAUGAGAUGUUGACGAACGUACCCUUGAAUGGAAGGAUUGAAUCAUUG